Molecule: messenger RNA, 1050 nt
Organism: Thyridium curvatum
Lineage: Eukaryota; Fungi; Ascomycota; Sordariomycetes; Thyridiales; Thyridiaceae
Exons: 5
Coding region: 1-1050 (349 amino acids)
Source: RefSeq, a predicted model, not a curated record
AUGCCAGCUAUUGGCCCUGUGUCAUUUUCUCUCGUAUCACACACAUCCUUUAAGCUUGUAGCUUCAACCACAACCUCCACGGCCAAGCGAUCUUCAACUGCCAAGGCAUCUGGAGUCGACAUCAUGUCUGCCAAAGACAUCAACGACCUCGCCCUUAUACAGGGCGACCAUGACGCUCAGUCCUCCGUUGCGACCGAUGCCAUUCAGCACACCGUCUGCAACGGUACCGGCGUUGACAACCCGGGUGAUGGCGGCGCCGCCGCCGGAACUCCACCUGACACUAACCAUAGCACGGACACCCACGUCCCUAUGCUGGAUGUCAAGGGCGUUCCCGUUACUGCGGACACCCCUCGCGAGGACUUCGUGAGCCCGGCUGCCUACCUUGCUUAUUGUCUGCAGAGCUCACCUUUCUUCGCCAGCCCCACCGUCCAGGUCCGCGUUGGCAAGUCCACCGCGGGCGACCUGGUUGGCCCGGUCAACAUCGAGGUGCCCAAGAAGCUUCUCACGGAUGCUUCUCUGCCCUUCAAGUCCAUGCUGACCAGCCCCGUUUGGACGGAGGAGCGUACUGACGGCGUUGACAUUGCUGAGGAAUUCGACUUGAAGUCGGUCCUUUGUCUCAUCUCCACCCUGCAGGAUGGAGAUGCAGACGCCUCUUUUUGCACGCUUAUCGGUGCGUACGCCAUGGCUCAUACGUACGCAUUCGACGAGAGCGUGCAGUCCAUCUCGGACAAAAUCAAGCAGGCUCAUGACCUGCUCCAGUUGCGCUGGCUUGCCGACGCUCGCGCUGUUGCGAUGCACGCAGAGCGCACCGGCACGCUGCCUUCGGCGGACUACAACGCCCGUCAGAAGCGCCGUAUCGUCGACAUUUCCGAGGCUUGGGUUCGUGUCUCCGAGAUGGAGUAUGGCAUUCGCCCUGUUAAGGGUGAUGUCUUCGUCCAGCUCACCCUGGACCACUGCCCUCGCCCGGUCUUGCGCGAGGCGUUCCCAGACCUCGACAGCGACUUCAAGGAUGCCCUAUGCCUUGCCGCCCUUCAUCGCCUUCCUCAGUAA